AUGACUGGUUGCAAACUAUGUCGUACUCCGGUGGCUUUUGGCUCAAAACUCUCCACCGCUGAUGGGUCGACAUUAGUCGAUCCCUAUGAGUAUCGUCAAGUUGUUGGUGCCUUACAAUACCUAACACUUACUCGCCCUGACCUCUCAUAUUCAGUCAAUCAAGCAUGUCAGUUCAUGCAUGCACCCACGACUGCCCACUAUGAUGCAGUCAAGCGUAUCCUUCGAUACCUCAAACACACUCUAAGUGCAGGCAUUGACAUCAACCCAGAUCCAAUCUCUAUCAUCACUGCCUUGACCGACGCCGACUGGGCUGGUUGUUCAGAUACAAGACGAUCUACAACUGGUUUCUGUAUUUUUCUUGGAUCAAAUUUAUUGUCUUGGGGAUCCAAGAAGCAACCUACUGUUUCUCGCUCUAGCUCAGAAUCUGAGUAUAAGGCUCUAGCGGUUACUGCUUCGAAAGUGUUAUGGCUCUCAUAUUUGCUAGAUGACCUUCAUGUUCCCAUUUUCCUUCCACUCAUCAUCAAUUGUGACAAUAUAUCUACAACAUACUUGGCUGCUAAUCCUGUUCUUCAUGCUCGAACCAAACACAUUGAAGUAGACUAUCACUUUGUACGUGAAUUGGUUCUUACCAAAAAGAUCAAGGUGUAG
Molecule: messenger RNA, 648 nt
Organism: Macadamia integrifolia
Lineage: Eukaryota; Viridiplantae; Streptophyta; Magnoliopsida; Proteales; Proteaceae
Exons: 1
Coding region: 1-648 (215 amino acids)
Source: RefSeq, a predicted model, not a curated record